AUGGCGCCGACCAGGAAGGCCACCGCUUCGCGACGCCAGCAACGCAUCGUCACCGCUGUGACCGCCAAACCCUCCGCGAAGUUCUCCCAACCGAAGCAGACGGUGAAAGCCCUCGCGUCGCUCGCGUUGUUGCCCGCCCAAGCUGCGUUCGCUACGUCGUACGUUGAUCCAAAUUUCGUGGAGGUUGCGCAGCUCGCAGGCGUUCCUACGCCCCUGCUGUACUUCGGAUUUUUGGCGUCUUCCCUGGCAUUCGCUGCGGGCACGUAUGUUGUGUUGAGCAAGAUUAAACUUAUUUGA
Ostreococcus tauri is the source of this 297-nucleotide messenger RNA. Its product is annotated as Cytochrome b6/f complex subunit VI. The transcript has 4 exons. NCBI's taxonomy places the organism in Eukaryota, Viridiplantae, Chlorophyta, Mamiellophyceae, Mamiellales, Bathycoccaceae. The record is from RefSeq and is a predicted model, not a curated record. Bases 1 to 297 code for a protein of 98 amino acids.